Poeciliopsis prolifica (blackstripe livebearer) is the source of this 1243-nucleotide messenger RNA. It is a transcript of the gene snrnp48, whose product is annotated as small nuclear ribonucleoprotein 48 (U11/U12). The record is from RefSeq and is a predicted model, not a curated record. The transcript is spliced from 9 exons. The coding region runs from base 108 to 1136 and encodes 342 amino acids. Gene Ontology annotation, cellular component: U12-type spliceosomal complex; nucleoplasm; cytosol. Lineage: Eukaryota; Metazoa; Chordata; Actinopteri; Cyprinodontiformes; Poeciliidae.
UGCGCAUGCGUCAUCAUAUCGAGCGGCAGAACAUCAUGGCUUCCUCCAGUACAGUUUUCGAGGUUGGAAGUCAAAUGUCUGGUUUGAUUUUAUACUGAAACGCAAGAAUGUCGGACCCUGUUGAGUCGGAAGCCCUUCAGGACCGCCUGGACCGUCUGCAGGAGCUGACAGAAUUUACUGAGACGUGUCAGAAACAGUUAAAGGAACUAUUUGAAACGUUGGGAUGGUCGCAGGAAAACGACGAGAACUUCAGUCAGGAACCAAUGGAGCAAUGUCCUUAUGACUCCAACCACAUAGUCCCAGUCAGAACCUUAGAAAAACACAAAGCUUCCUGCAUGCUCCGGAGAAUGGGCUACUCUGCUGAGGAACAGGAAGAGAUGUGUGAUCCCUCUGUUUGUUACGAAAACAGAAACGUCAAAACUUUUUUAAUGGACAAGUCAACCCAGCACCAGGUUAUUCUGCAGGCUCGAUCUGCAGCUCCACUCAUGAAGAUGGAAGGAGUUUUCUGGCAAGGUCAGUACUCUGGCCAGCCCGUCGAUGUGCCACAGAACCACAAGCGGGCGGUGUGUGACCUCACUGUUGCAGACCGAUUGGCUCUUUACGAUCAUGUGGUCGGCGUCCUCGGCCAGCAGAGUGAGGCUGCGUCUUCCAACGAGGAUCUCUAUGUAGAUUUGGUUUCUAAACUUAAAAAAGAUGAACAGCAGAAUGAGCCAAAGAGUCACCUGGAGCUGAUGGCAGAGAUGAGGGACUACAAGAGGCGACGUCAGUCCUACAGAGCCAAGAACGUCCACAUCACUAAGAAAUCCUACACUGAGGUGAUCAGAGAGGUGAUCAGUGUCCAUUCAGAGGAACUCGCCAGACAGUGGAAGGAGGACGAGGAUGAGAAGCUCUCAUAUAGAUCUGCUCAAUCUCCUCCUGGCCGCUGGCUGGAUAGAAGACGAUCGAAAUCCUCAGAGUCGCACCAUUUGCCCAGUAAGCGCCAUCGUAGCAGAGAACGAAGUCGAGAACGAAGCCAAGACAAAGACAGGAAGAAGAAGAAGAAAAGGAAGGAGAGGGAUUCCCGAUCCCCUGACGGCCACCAUCAUGACAGGAAGAAGAAGAAGAAAAAGAAAGAUGACAGGGAGAAGGACAAGUGAGAACGCUGGCUCUCACAGCUGAAAUAUGCUGCUGUCAUCAGUCUAUUGGCCAACUCUGAUUUUUGGGGGAAAAAAAGUGAAUAAAGAUUUGUGCAAACAACCUUUAA